Molecule: messenger RNA, 3329 nt
Organism: Octopus bimaculoides (California two-spot octopus)
Lineage: Eukaryota; Metazoa; Mollusca; Cephalopoda; Octopoda; Octopodidae
Product: adaptin ear-binding coat-associated protein 1
Biological process (GO): endocytosis
Cellular component (GO): membrane; clathrin vesicle coat
Source: RefSeq, a predicted model, not a curated record
UUCACAGAAGAUUGGAAACAGACGAUAUCGCUUGUAUGAAGGUGACUGUCUUUUACAGCUAUUGCUGUUGGUGUAAGCGGCCUCACUAUCAAUUCAACAUGGCCGGGGAAUAUGAGAGCGUCAUUUGUGUCAAGAACGAAGUUUUUGUAUUUCGAAUUCCACCCCGUUCGUCUAAUAGAGGGUACAGGGCAUCAGAUUGGAAACUUGAUGCUCCUGACUGGACUGGAAGAUUGAGAGUUACUUAUAAGGGCAAAGAACUUACAUUGAAGUUAGAAGACAAAGUAUCAGGUGAAGAAUUUGCAAAAUGUCCAGUUGAUGCCUACCCUGGUGUAGCAAUCGAGCCUGUGAUGGAUUCCAGUAGAUACUUUGUGAUUCGAAUCAAAGAAGCGGAACGAAGUGCUUUCAUUGGAAUUGGUUUUACAGAUAGAAGUGAUUCAUUUGAUCUUAAUGUUGCUCUACAGGAUCAUUUUAAAUGGUUAAAACAAGAACAAGAGAUGGAGAAAAUGUCCAAAGAUUUAAGUAGUGCCCCAAAACUUGACCUCAGUCUAAAAGAAGGGCAAACUAUGAAAUUAAAUAUUGGUGUAAAGCGCAAUGAAAGUGGGACGAAACAACGAUCAAAAGGACCUGGUACUGCCGGAGGAUUACUCCCUCCUCCACCAGGUCCUAAUAUCAAAAUAAUGCCUUCCUCUGGUAGCCAACAAAUUUCAAGCUCAACAAAUCAUACAAAAGCAACAGCCAUUCAAGGAAGUCAUGAAAACAUUCCAAAUAAUAAGCCAUCAUCAGUAACUGCCAUUGAAGAUUUGUUGUGUGAUUUGGGCACAAACAACAAAUUUGCAACAGAUGCAUCUACCAGCAGAACUGAUUCAUCUAAUAAAAUUAUAUCUCCUUUAUAUAAUGCGUCUGGUGCAAGUAAUAACACACUUGUAGAUUCUAGCUGGGGUGACUUUACCAGUUCACACAGUUCUGCCAGCAAUUGGGUUCAGUUUUGAACAAGACCUCCUCUUAAUUGAUAUAACGAUUGGAGCUGUUCACCGACCUUAUGUUUUUAUAUAAAAACAACAAAUAUUAAUUGGAAAUUAUUGUUUUUCAAUUAAUUAUUUGUUAAUAUUUUUAAAAUCUUUGUUAAAGUUCUUUAUUUAUCUCUUCACAAUCAUCUUAUCUCCCUACCCUUUGUUUUACCUUUCCCUCCCUCUUUAAAUACUAUCCAUUUUAUUUCAAACGUAAUUUUCAUUUUUAAUGUUUUAAAUUUUGAUUCAUUAUGAAACAUUACAAUUAAAUUUAUCUACAGUAUUAAGCCAUUGAACCAUUAGAUCCAUAUAGCUAUAUUUGUAAUUGUUUGUAAAAAUCUAAAAUAGCUAUCUAGUUCUAUACUAUUGCAAAUUGGUUAAUUGCUUCAAUUCAGAACUAAAUUGGCUCUAAAUAUUUAUGCAGAACAUUUUCUCAAAGAGCAGCCUUUCCUUCCUUCAUUGAGCACAUGUUCUCUGACUACAGUUAAAUUUUUAAUUAAUCAGUUGAUUUUAAAUAAAUAUUUCAUGAAAGGAUAUUAUUGUAGUUGCUGAUUGAUAAUUUGUUGAGAAUGGUUAUAUUCAUAGUUUACAUACAUACACACACAUGCACACGCACAUCUCUUCAUACAUAAACAAAAUGAAUAUAUACAGAUAUGUACAAAUGGACUUAAACUUUAUGAAGCUUGAUACUUUUAUAAUAUUUUGCUUUAGUUAUGUAUUUAUGUAAAGAAUUUAUUAAUGAAAUAUAAUACAUAUCUAAACCACACAAGCUUUUUAAAUGGAUUUUUAAAAUGUUUGCCAAAAUUUAACAGAAAGUACCCUAUAAAACUUUUAUUAUAUUUCUUGAAUACUUAAUAAAAAACGAAAGAGUCCUAUGUAUGCAAACUCUUUUUAUUCUUUGAAAAUGAUUAUUUUUUUUAUAAUUAACAAAAUAUCCAGCAAUAAAUAAGGCUUGUAUUAUCAUAUAUUGUUUAAUUAUUGAAAAUUUGUGUAUUCUUUUCUCAAAGUAAGUGAAUCAUAACUAAAUUUUCUUUUCGUUUAUCUUUCUUGGUUUCCUAACUUUAUAUACAAGCCUUUAGAAAUAUAGCAAUUUUUUAAUAUAGGAGCCAAAAUUUGUAAGAUGUUUUCAAAACAUUAUUUUAAAAAAGCUAAAUUUAAUUCUGAAAACCACUGAAACCACCUGUACAUCUCCUAUAAAUUAAAAUAAAUCUACUUGAUUUUAUAGAUUAAUUUUUAAUUGCUGAAUAAUGGAGAAAUGUUCUUCUUCAACUGAGAUAAUUAAAUUGAAUAUCUAUUAAUGAUUGAUAUAAAUUUGUUGCUUCUAAACUAAAUCUGUAUGCUUGUAAAUUGCCAUUCAAUUAUCUAAGUUUAAACAAUAAUAAUCCUUUUAUAUUUUUUUUAACCCUUGGUUACAUUUGAAAAUUUGACUGUUAGGCAUUGUGUGGAACAUUUUAAACUAAGAAUUAGGAUGCACAAAGCUUAAAGUAUAAUUUAUUUGAAAGAGCCAACAAGAUUAACAAGUAUACAAGUGUCUUCACUUGUCACAAUGUAAUUAUCAUUUCUGAGAUAACGGCAUAUUAUUCAUAAUUAGGAUGAAAUUAAAAUAAUAUAUUUUCUAGAUCUGAACAUAUUUUUUUUAAAAAUUCAAUAAACAUUUUUAUUUUUUUAUACAGUUUUAUAACAUAACUCAUAAUAGAUUAGCUAAAAACGACCUAAACGAAUUAGAUCUUUCAUCAGUCACAUUGUUGUUUUAAUAUUUACAUUUUUUCUUCCUUUGUUUUAUUUUCUACUUCUAAUUUUAUCAGUCUUAAAGUAAUACUGAAAUGUCUUACUGUGAAAACAAACUCAAAAUUAUAAGAUAUCUAUUAUAUAAAAAUAUGUGUAAGUAUUUGUAAAAAAAAAAGAUCAUUGCUUGUUAAUAAACAAGUGUAAAUGUCAUUUCCUGCUUCAUAUCUGCUCAGCUGCAUACUUGGAUGUGAGCACAUAUGAUUUAAGCAUGCAUUUUAAGUUUCAAAGCUUUUCAUCACACCAGCCGUAGGUUGUGAACAAUAAGUAAGAAUAUGCUAGUUAACUUCUUUUGUCAUCCUUAAUACUUUACUAUAAUCCACAUUCUUAGAUUACAUUAUUGUACCAAGGUGUGACAGCUGUUACUGCUACCACUUUUUUAUUGCUUCAUGGAAAAAUUGGUGUUGAAAUUAUAGCAACAAUAUUACUAUUUGUAUAUUUUUUGCAUUAAAUAUUAAGGCAGUUAUUAUUUAACUGCAUUUUCUACUCAUCUUUUUUAAUAAAUCCUAUGACUUAUAGAUAUAUUUUUCAAAGCUA